This is a messenger RNA of Megalops cyprinoides (Indo-Pacific tarpon), 863 nucleotides long. It is a transcript of the gene crcp, whose product is annotated as calcitonin gene-related peptide-receptor component protein. Bases 47 to 487 code for a protein of 146 amino acids. Gene Ontology annotation, biological process: transcription initiation at RNA polymerase III promoter. Gene Ontology annotation, molecular function: nucleotide binding. NCBI's taxonomy places the organism in Eukaryota, Metazoa, Chordata, Actinopteri, Elopiformes, Megalopidae. The transcript has 6 exons. Gene Ontology annotation, cellular component: RNA polymerase III complex. The record is from RefSeq and is a predicted model, not a curated record.
GUACGCGGAGUGUAAAUGUGGUGGGACAAGCGGCUGUGAAAACGAGAUGGAAGUGAAGGACGCCAACGCUGCAAUGCUCAGUAAUUAUGAGGUGUACCAGCUCCUCACGGACCUCAAGGAACAGAGGAAGGAGAGCGGCAAGAGCAAGCACAGUGCCGGCCAGCAGAACCUCAACACCAUCAUGUACGAGACUCUGAAGUACCUGUCAAAGACGCCCUGCAGCCACCAGAGCCCUGAGACAGUGCGGGAGUUCCUCACUGCCAUGCUGCCUCACAAACUCACCAAAGCAGAGAAAUUGCAGCUGCUGAAUCACAGGCCACAGACAGCAGUUGAGAUCCAGCUGAUGGUGGAGGAGAGUGAGGAGAGGCUGAUGGAGGAGCAGAUAGAGCAGCUGUUGCAGACGGUGACAGACAUUCUCCCUGGAGACCCCCAGCAGGACAACGGCGUUGGCCCCGAUGACGCAGAGAUGGAGGAGGCCAAGGACUGACCACCUACAUGCUGCCCCCUUCAGUGGCCGGAGUGCUAAUGGACCAAUCGGGACAGGGCUCUGGGGAUUUGGAAGAAUGGGUGUGAAAUUAUGUUAUGUGUGUGGAUGCUAAGUCUCACUGUGCUGGAAGCAACUCUCUCUGAGGAUACUCUGCUCAUUUCUCUUGAGAGUGUAUUAUGAGCUUAGUUAUUUAAAAAAAACCCUUACAUUACAGUGUGGUAGUAAAAAGUAGGGCUCAUAGAGACUUGCAGAGGACUGGGGGCCAGCUCUGUCAUGUGUUUCAAAGUAAUAUGUGAAGAAGGAUGGGAAAGUUGUUACCAGAAUGUGUGUGUGCACGUGUGCGAGUGCAUUUGUUUGUGCGUGCGUGCGUGCAUGU